AUGGUAGAACGAGAGUCGGUUUAUGAUUUCUCUUCACGAGUUUCGGAGAUUGUAAACCAAAUCAAAAGUUGUGGAGAUACAAUUAAAGACAAAAGAGUUGUUGAAAAAGUGCUUCGAUGUCUCCCUUCAAAAUUCGAUCAUGUAGCCGUCGCAAUUGAAGAAUCAAAGGAUUUGUCUAAAAUGACCAUAUACGAGUUAACCAAAUCGCUUCUUGCACAUGAGCAAAGAAUCAAUCGUUCGAAUAAAUGGUAUUUGGAUAGCGGCGCUAGCAAUCACAUGACAGGAAAUAAAGAUAUCUUUGUAGAGAUCAAUCCAAAUAUCACUUCUCAAAUUAUUCUCGGAGAUGGAACGCAAAGAAGAGUAGAAAGAAAAUGCAUCAUUGCAGUCCAAACUAAGGGAGGUAACAGAGAACUUAUUACUGAUGUUCUUUAUGUGCCAAAUCUUUCAUAUAAUCUCUUUAAGUAUUGGACAACUCUUGCAAGAGAAUUUUUCGGUGCACUUUGA
Olea europaea var. sylvestris is the source of this 504-nucleotide messenger RNA. RefSeq lists its product as uncharacterized. The coding region runs from base 1 to 504 and encodes 167 amino acids. NCBI's taxonomy places the organism in Eukaryota, Viridiplantae, Streptophyta, Magnoliopsida, Lamiales, Oleaceae. The transcript is spliced from 2 exons. The record is from RefSeq and is a predicted model, not a curated record.